Molecule: messenger RNA, 972 nt
Organism: Echinops telfairi (small Madagascar hedgehog)
Lineage: Eukaryota; Metazoa; Chordata; Mammalia; Afrosoricida; Tenrecidae
Product: olfactory receptor 3A1
Exons: 1
Coding region: 1-972 (323 amino acids)
Biological process (GO): G protein-coupled receptor signaling pathway
Cellular component (GO): membrane
Molecular function (GO): olfactory receptor activity; G protein-coupled receptor activity
Source: RefSeq, a predicted model, not a curated record
AUGGAUCUUUUCUUGCAGGGACUCAUGCAGCCCAAGCUUGGAGCCAAUGGAACCGCUGUUACUGAGUUCAUCCUGCUGGGCUUGGUGGAAACACCCAGUCUGAGACCACUGGUCUUUGUGCUCUUCUUCUUUGCCUACUUGGUCACCGUGGGGGGCAACCUCAGCCUCCUGGCAGCCGUCUUGCUGGAACCCAAGCUCCACACCCCCAUGUACUUCUUCUUGGGGAACCUUUCAGCACUGGAUGUUGGGUGCAUCACCGUCACGAUUCCCUCCAUGUUGAGUCGCCUCUUGUCCCACAAGCGUGCAAUUCCCUAUGGAGCCUGCCUUACACAGAUCUUCUUCUUCCACCUCCUAGUUGGGGUGGACUGCUUCUUGUUGACAGCCAUGGCCUAUGACCGUUUCCUGGCCAUCUGCCGGCCUCUUACCUACAGUACCCGGAUGAGCCAGGUAGUCCAAAGGAUAUUAGUAGCCAUGUCCUGGGUUUGUGCCUUCAGCAAUGCCCUGACCCAUACUGUGGCCAUAUCCACACUCCACUUCUGUGGCCCCAAUGUGAUCAAUCACUUCUACUGCGACCUCCCACAGCUCUUCCAGCUCUCCUGCUCCAGCAUCCAAAUAAAUGAGCUGCUGCUCUUUGCUGUGGGCUUUUUUAUGGCAGGUACCCCCAUGGCUCUCAUUGUCACCUCCUAUGCCCACGUGGCAGCUGCGGUUCUACGAAUUCGUUCAGUGGAGGGGAGGAAGAAAGCCUUCUCCACAUGUGGCUCCCACCUCACCACGGUUGCUGUAUUCUAUGGCUCAGGUGUCUUUAACUACAUGCGUCUAGGUUCAGGCAAACUUUCAGAUAAGGAUAAAGCUGUUGGAAUUUUUAACACUGUCAUCAACCCCAUGUUGAACCCCAUUAUCUACAGCCUCAGGAACCCUGAUGUGCAGGGUGCCCUCUGGCGGGUACUCACAGGAAGACGCUACCUGGCCUGA